Molecule: messenger RNA, 1522 nt
Organism: Tigriopus californicus
Lineage: Eukaryota; Metazoa; Arthropoda; Copepoda; Harpacticoida; Harpacticidae
Gene: Su(P)
Product: prostaglandin E synthase 2-like
Exons: 4
Coding region: 138-1361 (407 amino acids)
Cellular component (GO): mitochondrion
Molecular function (GO): prostaglandin-E synthase activity
Source: RefSeq, a predicted model, not a curated record
AAAUCUACUGAGUGGCAAGCCUGACCAGCUGUUGUGCAUGUCCUCUUGUGCAUCAACAACAUGUUACAAAAGUAACACCCGUGCAUCCCUCCUAUCUUGUGUUUAGUUUAUGAAUCUGUAGUGUCCUCCUCCACACAAUGUACGUCGUGUCACGGCUGAGACAAGGGGCGUGCAUCACCCGGCCCAUUCUUCACUCCCAUUCGUUUAGCCGCUUGGCUCAACAACAUAAGCCUUUUGUUUCUAAAUUGUAUUCCACCAAUCAAAGUCCACCCUCUGCCAAAGUUCCUCCCUCCUCGUCAAAGAAAUCCCAUUUAUUGAAAGUUGUCAUUGGCAGCGUCAUCGUCGGGACAGGCUACGCCCUCUAUGAAAGGUCGAAGGCGGCCAAAGCGCCACCUAUUGGCAACCCUCAAACUUCGCCGGAGGACUUUUUGUUAAAAGAGGAAGUGCCUGAAUUGAAAGUUGCCCGGCGAUUUGUUAACCCCAGUGACCAGACUGGCCUUAAACUUACCUUGUUUCAGUACCAACCAUGUCCGUUUUGCUGCAAGACACGGGCUUUGUUGGACUAUUAUGGCCUGAGCUAUGACGUCAUUGAGGUCAACUCUGUGACCCGCACUCAGGUAAAAUGGUCGGAUUAUAAGAAAGUGCCCAUAUUGGUGGCUGAGACGCCUAGCGGUCAGAAAAUGAAGCUGACCGACUCCACCAUGAUCAUUUCGGCCAUGGCCAGUUUCCUCACGGACAAAUCGCAAAGCCUUUUGGAGGUGGUUUCGUGUUUCCCGCGGAUCAACUAUCGAGACCACGACGGCAAGGAGAAAAUGGACGUCAUGAACAAGUACUUCUUGAUGUACAAGGACGCUCCCACACAUCGAACCAAAGAAGACAUUGUCAAUGAACGGAAAUGGAGACGAUGGGUGGACGAUGAACUCGUUCAUAAGCUCAGUCCUAAUGUUUACCGAACUCCUUCGGAAGCUUUGCAAGCCUUCUAUUGGUUUGAGGAAAUGGGUGACUGGAAAGAGCAUUUCGCCACAUGGGAACGUUACUUGGUGAUCUACUUCGGAGCCUUGGUCAUGUGGAUCAUUGGCAAGCGCUUGAAGAGCCGACACCACCUCAAGGAUGACGUGCGAACCUCCUUGUAUGACGAUUGCAAUCACUGGGCCAAACAAGUGAAGAAGCGUGGUGGGCGUUUCAUGGGCGGGGACAAGCCCAACUUGGCUGACCUGGGCGUGUAUGGUGUUCUGAGUGCCAUUGAAGGGUGCGACGCCUUCACGGACCUGAUGAAAUAUUCGGAUAUCCGACCUUGGUUUGAGGCCACCAAGGAGGCCAUCCAGAGCCAUGAAGGACAAUACCUUUUGCAAGGCCGAUAAGUGACGACAAAGUUGGAACACAUCGCUUGCAGGAGGUAUGGAUCCACUUGAAAGUCAAAAAGCUACACUAGUAUUGGUGCGUGUUAAUUUUGAUCGUGAUUGUCCUGCUCCUUUGAACAGUUUUUUGCAAUAAAGCUCAACAAUUGAUUGUGCCACCGUAA